AUGUCUUCUUCAAAGCGCAAAUCUAAGAAAUUCUCAGAAAACACUCCUCCACUUCACCCUAACAUCCUAAUCAACGACCCUCCUCUCUCCCCUUCCAUCCCUAAACACUCUCCACCCUCCAAAUCUUUGUCUUCUUCUUCUCUCAGCAGAUCCGACGCUCAGAUUCAAAAAAAUUCACUCUCCCCUCGGGACCCACCACCGCUCCAGGGAGAGAUCAAUGGAUCCAACGGUCAAAGUGAUUCAGCAUUGGAGGAUUUGGAUCCAGCAGUGAAGGUUGUGGUGAGAAUUAGAGCAGUAAACGAUCAUGAAAGAGAGGGUGGUGAUGGUGUAGUGAAGACGCUUUCUUCGAAUUCGGUAUCAAUUGGUGAUAGGAAAUUCAAUUUCGAUUCGGUUCUUGAUUCGAAUUCAAAACAGGAAGAUGUCUUCCGGUUAGUUGGGGUUCCUUUGGUUAAAAGUGCAUUAGCAGGUUACAAUUCGUCCAUCUUGUCGUAUGGAGAGACCGGAAGUGGUAAGACAUACACCAUGUGGGGCCCACCAAGUGCGAUGGUUGAGGAUCCUUCGCCGAGCAGUAACCUAGGCCUUGUUCCUCGCAUCUUCCAUAUGCUGUUCUCGGAGAUUCAGCGAGAGCAAGACAACUCCCAGAUGAAGCAGAUCAAUUAUCAGUGCAGAUGUUCUUUUCUUGAGAUAUACAAUGGGCAAAUAGGGGACUUGCUUGAUCCAGUGCAAAGAAAUCUUGAGAUAAAGGAUGAUCCAAAAAAUGGAUUAUACGUCAAGAAUUUGACCGAGGAGUAUGUGAGCAGCUACGAGGAUGUAACUCAAGUUUUGAUCAAGGGGCUCUCAAGUAGAAAGGUUGGAGCAACGAGCGUAAAUUCUAAGAGCUCUAGGUCCCACAUUGUAUUUACUAUGAUCAUUGAGUCCUGGUGCAAGGGAACUUCAUCAAAAUGUUUCAGUAGUUCAAAAAUCAGCAGAAUCAGCCUCGUUGAUCUUGCCGGACUGGAUAGAAAUAAACUUGGUGAUGCUGGUAUACAAUUUAUGCGGGAAUGCAAAAGUGUAAAGAAGUCCCUAUCACAGCUUGGGCAAUUGGUGAACACUCUUGCAAAAGGAAAUCAACCAGGGAAAUUUGCAGAUAUGCCAUACGAAGGAUCCUGUUUAACUCAUUUGCUGCGAGAAUCACUGGGUGGCAAUUCAAAACUCACAGUUAUAUGUAGCAUCUCCCCUAAUAAAAGUGAUGUGCUUGUUGGAUGCAGAAACAAUGCUGAGACGCUAAGGACGCUCAGAUUUGGCCAGCGAGUUAAAUUCAUAAAAAAUGACCCUGUUAUAAAUGAAAUAUCGGAGGAUGAUGUUAAUGAUUUGAGUGAUCAAAUUCGUUUGUUGAAGGAAGAACUUAUAAGAGCGAAAUCUGUUGUACAUAAUUCAUCUGGGAGCAAAAGUGGAUACUUCAAGGGGAGAAAUGUACGAGAAAGCUUGAAUCACUUAAGAACGAGUCUUAAUCGCUCUUUGAUGUUACCCCGCAUAGAUACUGAUUCUGACAAUGAGGUGAACGUUGAUGAGAAUGAUGUGAGGGAACUACAUCAGCAACUCAAUAAAUUACAUAGUUCUCCUGAUGACAACUCAAGAGAUCUAUCUGAUAAUGGAAGCUCCUCACACUUUUCUUCUGUAGAAGAAAGCUUUGAGAAGGAUUUGAUGAGUGAUUGGGAAGUGAAUGGCCCGCAUGAAUUUGAAGGUGAAGAAAUCAAUCUCGAGAAAGGAACGGAAGGUGUGGAAUCUGAAGAUGACCUCCCAACUGCCCCUAAUGCCUCAGAUCCUCCACAUAGAACUAGCAUUACUAUUAGUCCAUGCCGUCAGUCUGCAGUUCUCCAUGAGCCAAUGUUGUCUGAGUCUCCUAAAAUUGGAAAUACCAGCAAAAGCAUGGCCAUUCCAUCACUAUUUUCAGCAAGUCAGAACAACGUGUCAAAGAGCUCCAACUUCCCGUCAGAUGUGCUGCCACAGUCACUUAAGCAAAGUGAAAGCAUCAGAUCAUCUUUGCAUUCCAGCAAGAUGUUUCCAGGCCCCACUGAGUCCUUGGCGGCUAGCCUUCAGAGAGGCAUGCAGAUUAUUGAUUAUCAUCAUCGUAACUCUGCAUCAAACAGAUCUUCAGUUUCUUUCUCCUUCGAGCACUUGACAUUAAAACCUUGUUCAGAAGUUGACAGAGUGAAUGCUUCUCUUCAGAAGUUAGCAGAACAUGGAUCAUCUGCUUCUCUACUUUGCGCGUCUUGUAAACGGAAAAUCAAUGAUAGUUCAAACGAGGCCCAGGAUAGCUUGACAUCGACUGUGGCAGCAGAUGAAGCUGGGAACCCUAACCAACUGACAAGUCAAGUGGUCAAAGAUUCAGGGAAUGGUUUAUUAAUUACCAAUAACAGAGAGGACCUUGAAAAUUUUUGUAUGGAGCAAGCAACUAAAAUUGAGCAGCUGAAUCAACUGGUUGAAAAGUACGAACAGGAAAGGGAACAUUACAUGACACAUGGUCAAGAAGGCAAUAAGCUUCUGCUCAGGGAAUCGAAGAAUCAAAUGAUACUAUUUGAGGGAUCAGCAUGUGAAGAUGAAGAGUACCAGUCACUGAAGGAUCAAAACAAGGAGAAGGAAGCACUUCUUCUGGAAAUUCAAAGCUUACGGACGAAGUUGCAGUCAUAUACUGAUGCAUCCGCAAAAAAAUCUACUGAAAAGCUGAGAUCCUCUUUGUUGGCACAAUCCAUUCAACUACGCAAAAGAGUAGACCUAGAAAAUAAUAGCACGGAAGAACUUGAGAGGGAGAGACAGAGAUGGACAGAAAUGGAGAGUGAUUGGAUUUCCUUAACAGAUGACCUUAGGGUUGAUCUUGAAUCCAGUCGUCAGCAUGCAGAGAAGGUGGAGAUGGAACUGAGAUUAGAGAAGAAAUGCACAGAGGAGUUAGAUGAUGCACUUCAUAGGGCUGUUCUUGGGCAUGCUAGAAUGGUUGAACACUAUGCUGAUCUACAGGAGAAGCAUAAUGACUUGGUUGGAAAGCACCGUGCAAUCAUGGGAGGGAUAGCAGAGGUGAAGAGGGCAGCAGCAAAGGCAGGGACAAAAGGUGGAACACGCUUUGCCAAAUCACUUGCAGCUGAACUUUCUGCCUUAAGAGUGGAAAGGGAAAGGGAAAGGGAGUUCUUAAAGAAGGAGAAUAAGAGUCUGAAAAUCCAGCUUAGAGACACUGCAGAAGCUGUUCAUGCUGCCGGAGAACUCCUUGUAAGGCUGAGAGAAGCUGAGCAUGCUGCCUCAAUUGCAGAGUGUUAUGGAAUAGGAUAUCCAUUCCAGGGACGUGAGAAUGAGAACUCUACUGUGGUUCAUCAAGAAAAUGAAAAAUUAAAGAAGCAAAUGGAGAAGCUUAAGAGAAAACACAAAAUGGAGAUGAUCACCAUGAAGCAGUACAUGGCAGAAAGCAGACUGCCAGAAUCUGCAUUGCAACCACUAUACCGAGAGGAUUCUGACAACACGAUCCCAGACGAUGACCAGGCUUGGAGAGCGGAAUUUGGAGCAAUCUAUCAAGAGCAUUACUAA
Molecule: messenger RNA, 3552 nt
Organism: Dovyalis caffra
Lineage: Eukaryota; Viridiplantae; Streptophyta; Magnoliopsida; Malpighiales; Salicaceae
Source: the annotation of a GenBank genome assembly